This is a messenger RNA of Solanum stenotomum, 1273 nucleotides long. RefSeq lists its product as uncharacterized. Bases 108 to 1154 code for a protein of 348 amino acids. Gene Ontology annotation, biological process: base-excision repair. NCBI's taxonomy places the organism in Eukaryota, Viridiplantae, Streptophyta, Magnoliopsida, Solanales, Solanaceae. The record is from RefSeq and is a predicted model, not a curated record. The transcript has 4 exons. Gene Ontology annotation, molecular function: DNA-3-methyladenine glycosylase activity.
AACUCGUCCGAAUUUUCUAUUUCUCUCCACUUGUCUCUCUUCACACUCCACUCUUCCACCAUUUUUCACCUUCAAUCUCAAGCUUUGAAAUCUCACUUUUUUCACAAAUGUCGUCGUCACCGGAGCUCCGGUCACCGGCGAAAACUGGCGGUGAUACAAGGAAAAUACUUGGACCGGGAGGGAACCGGGUCAAAGAUUCGGAAGAGCAGAAGAAGAAGAAGAAGGAAGGGAUGAAGAAGCCUGAGUUCAGGAGUAAGAAAGCAGCAGCUUCACUUACGCCGAAAACAAUUUUACCUGUGAGGAGCAAUGGGUCAGUUGAUAGCUCCUCCUCGUCGGAUUCGUCAAUUGCGAAAGAUGUGAUUUUUUCAAAGAGAGGAGUUGAAAGGAAUACUGGUGUGAAGAAACCUGCUAAAGUUGUUCCUCAUGGAGUUGAAGUUGAAGCAGCUGAAACUUUUUCUCCGGUGAUUCCAAUUCCGCUCAAACGUUGUGAUUGGAUAACACCGAAUUCGGAACCCCUGUAUAUUUCAUUCCAUGAUGAAGAAUGGGGAAACCCAGUUAACGAUGACACAAAGCUAUAUGAACUACUUGCCUUAUCACAAGUAUUGGCAGAACUGACUUGGCCUGCAAUCCUUAAUAAGAGACACAUAUUCAGGAAGUUGUUUGACAAUUUUGAUCCAUCAAGUCUUGCAAAUGUUAAUGAGAAAAGAUUGCGCUCGUUGAGAGAAAAUGGAAAUUCAUUGCUAUCUGAACCAAAGAUUCGUGCAAUAGUAGAAAAUGCAAAGCAUUUCCAGAAGAUACAGCAGGAGUUUGGAUCCUUUAGCAACUACUUCUGGCGUUUUGUAAAUCACAAGCCAAUAAAAAGUGGAUUUCGCUAUGCACGUCAAGUACCAGCAAAAACACCAAAAUCAGAACUUAUGAGCAAGGACCUGAUGAAAAGGGGCUUCGUUUGCGUAGGACCAACAGUUGUGUAUUCAUUCAUGCAAGUGGCAGGAAUAUUUAAUGACCAUCUCAUUACAUGCUUCAGAUACAACGAAUGUAACAACGAUAAUAUCAACAAGCAUUCACAAACAAAGUUAGUAAAGACAGAUACACAAGGCCGGGACCCUGUUGAGAACAACACACAUAUGAGCAAUGACCAUUUGAGUUUGACAUAGCAGAUAUCCUCUGUGAAUUUGUAUCAAUAGUCUUGACGUACUUUUAACUAACAGGAUUCUAAUUUACAAGAGUGUUGCUGUGAUUGGUAGUCUUUUCAGCUUUGCCAUGUGUGUAUUUA